UUGUAUGAGGAAGACAAAGACUGUCCCUGAAAGAAAGCCAACACAAAUGACAGAUUAUUGAAGAAAGAACGCGGAAUUUGACGUCUGUAUCCUCAAAUCAUCCUUCCAAAUACCCCUUUUUCUUCUCCAUUCCCAUUACCCACAAUCCUAAAUCCUUCUUUUUCUUCUUCCCAUUUCCCGUAAACUUCUGUUUCCCAUAAUUCCAUCAAUGGCGUCUCAAUUUCCCUUUUCAUCUCCCCAGAUCUGACCUUUCUUGUUUCCCAUUUCUGAAUCUCCUUUCCCUUUCAUGGGGUUCCUCUUUUUUUAGCUCUAACCCCGAUCUUCUCCUCCAAUAAGAGUUAACUCCAAUGGAAUUGUCAUCCUCUGUUGAUUCUCUUGAUACCCACCAGGAUUCUUUUCCCAUCAACAAAGAAUACGAUGAUUUUCCAUUGGUUACUGUGGCGUCAAAACCCUCUGAUUUUGGGAUCCAACCCGAUAACCAGUUCCACUCGAUGAGCGCAUUGGAGAUCUUGAGAGAAACGGUUCGGAUUCUUCGUUACAAUUCUACUGCGUUUGUGCUUAUUGCCAUUUUGGUCAUUUGCCCUGUUUCCGCUGUGUUUCUAUCCAAUGUGUUAGUUGAUGAGUCGGUUGUUAAAAUGCUGACUAUUCGAUUGAUAUUAGUUGCUAAGUCCAGUGGGCUUCCAUUGAUGCCUAUCAUUGAACAUUCAUGCCAGAGAUUUGCAGAGUCGAUUCUUUCCUCAGCUAUGUGUUUCCCUUUGUUUCUUACUCUUUCUUUGGUAUCUAAAGCGGCUGUCGUUCAUACGGUGGAUUGUACAUAUGCAAAAAGAAGGUUUGAAUUAGGCCUGUUUCUUGCUAUAGUUCGUAAUAUAUGGAAUCGUCUUCUCUCCACGUAUGCUUCGGUGUGUCUUGCAAUUGUUGGUUGUCUUACAAUGUUCUUGGUUCUGCUUGGAGCUGUUUGCACUACUCUUUAUGUAUUGGGGUUUUCGCCUGAUCUAAUUGUAUCUGCUGCUGUGAUUGUGGGGCUUGUCUUCUCUAUUAUUUUUGCUAAUGCUGUCAUCAUCUGCAACAUAGCUAUUGUUAUCUGUGUGUUGGAAGAUGUUGCGGGACCUGGGGCAUUGCUUCGAUCUUGUGUUCUUAUUAGGGGUCAAACUCAAGUGGGUCUUUUGAUAUUUCUGGGAUCUACAAUUGGGACAGUGUUUGUGGAGGGAUUGUUUGAACAUAGGGUUAAGACAUUGAGCUAUGGAGAUGGGUCUUCCAGGAUAUGGGAAGGGCCUCUUUUGGUGGUUAUGUAUUCAUUUGUUGUUCUUACUGAUUCUAUGAUGAGUGCAGUUUUUUACUUCAGCUGCAGAUCUUCGAGUAUGGUGAUCUCAAAUGGUGAACAUGAUUCAAUUUUGGAUAUUGCUAUCUCUGAUGGAUCAGCUGGUAUUCUUUGAUUUGAUAGUUUCAUAGGUUGGAUUAGACACAAAGAUCUCUUUCUAGAUAAAGAAGAUGAUAGCGCCAGUUAGGAAUAUAUACUUCUUAAUUGUGUUGCCUUGAUUUUCCUUCUGUCGAGUCACAAAGAUCUGAUAUAUUGUGAAAGAUUACAUGUAGUAAAUGGCAGAGUCUAUUCUUACAUUGUAGAUAGAUACUUGAUACACAUGGAUGUUUAUAUAUAUAUAAAUAUUGCUUCAUUGAUGAGCAUAAGAUGUGAAGAAAGCAGAAUCUCUUCAUAAGUUUAAAGCAUCAUUAAUAAGAUGUCACUUUCAGGUUAGUUAGAUCGCAGAAACGCUUGGAAAACUUUGGCUGAAUAGUUUUCUAAUGCAAGAGGGCAUUAUCUGUGACUAUUUAUGGAAUGUAGAAUGUUGAGAGUUUUGUUCUGAAAAAUGAAUAUGAGAAUUGAUGUUGUACAGUAGAAAGUUGAAGGGAAUUGGUGAGCAAAUUUUCUUAAACACUGGAUUCAAGUUGGAAGGCUGCAAAAUGAGUGUAAAAAGAUAAGAUGUUCAUUUGGAAGAACGCUUCAAGUUCUCAAGGAUAUUGUUCAUUUUGGACAGCAUUUCAACAUCUGUUUUGCUCAAUUGAUAAUCACUGUUUGAAAACUUUGAGCUGCAUCUAGAAUAAGUUCUUGAUUGAUUCUUCGGCGCCUGAAACCCAAGGUCCAGCUUUGAACUUUUCUUCUCUUAAGUUGCUUUGCUAUUUCUUCAGUUUGAUCGCACUUGCUCUCAUUCUUACCCAUUUUUGGUUUAGUCAAUUCUCAAACUAUGAAUGAUGUGAUUUGAGUGAUUCAAUGACAAUAACUUAGAAAUCCUUUGAAUA
Messenger RNA from Cucumis melo (muskmelon), 2292 nucleotides. RefSeq lists its product as uncharacterized. The record is from RefSeq and is a predicted model, not a curated record. Bases 348 to 1433 code for a protein of 361 amino acids. Lineage: Eukaryota; Viridiplantae; Streptophyta; Magnoliopsida; Cucurbitales; Cucurbitaceae. The transcript has a single exon.